Owenia fusiformis is the source of this 786-nucleotide messenger RNA. The record is from the annotation of a GenBank genome assembly. NCBI's taxonomy places the organism in Eukaryota, Metazoa, Annelida, Polychaeta, Sabellida, Oweniidae.
GGCAGAAAGAUGGUGACUGGAACAUGCAUCUGGUAUCUUCUGCAUGUAUGAUACCCUAUUUCUUCAGUGCUGGAAGACACAAGUAUGCACAGUUUAUGAUGAACUACAUAUACAUAGUUGACAUGCACAAAUUACCUGAUGAAAUCAAAUAAAUGUUCCGAGCUGGUCAUUUUACGGUUUUUGAAGCAGAGGGAAGGUUUAAUGGUAUCUGGGGAGAAAGGCAUGUUCCACUGGGAAAGUUCCGUAGAGUCUCCCGAUAGCAACCUGAUCGAAAUGAUGUGGGCCAAGAUGAAAGACAUCUCACAAUUUAGCUCCUUUGAUAAAGUGCUCCCAAGGAAAUAUUAUAAAUUUGAAAAUAUGUCCACUGGGUUAUCGAUCAACUCAAAAACAAAAGUAAACGCAAGAAAAAAAACAAAAACAAGACAGACACGAGGAGAGAAACAUCCUACAGAAGACGAGGCAACAUCUUACACAACCAGCUGCGAACCAGCGAGGAAUAAAAAUAGUAAAAAUGUCACGUUAUCUGUCUUCAAUGAAUGUGCACUCACCCUUUUAGAGAAAACAAUAACAAACGGACAUCCUACAGAAGACGAGGCAACAUCUUACACAACCAGCCUAAAACCAUUAGCCAGGGUGGCAGAAGAUGACAACAAUUCCAUACCACCCUUGCAAAGACAACUACCACUGUGCAUGGGCCAUGGCCAUGGCAUGGGAUCAAGGAAGAGGAAGGAAGACAAAGACAGGACAACAAAGGACUUAAAACGACCAAAUAGACUACAGAACUAG